AUGUCGAUAAUCAAAGUUGCGCCGAGAAACAUACUUGCAGAUUUGAAACGGAAUAUACCACAAAAUGAGUCAAAUAUCAAGCAAGUAUACAAUGAAUAUUAUAAACAGAACAUUGCGAGCAGAGGUCCGAGAUCCGAAAUGGAACAACUUUUGAAACUUUUGGACGAUAAUCACUAUGUUUCAAGGUACAUAAUGUGUGAUGAUAAAGUCAUUGUCAGUGACAUUUUUUUGACUCAUGCAAAAAGUAUCAAGUUCUUCAACACAUUUCCAACCGUCCUUAUAAUUGGUUCAACGUACAAGACCAACAAGUAUAGGCUUCCGCUUCUAGAAAUUGUUGGUGUCACUUCUACGGAGAAGACAUUUUCGGUUGGAUUUACAUUUCUCGAAUGUGAUAAACAAGACAACGUUACAUGUGCGUUGGACAUAUGCAAGAGUUUGUUGAAGGAUCCACAAAUUAUUCCUAGUGUCAUUGUAACCGACUGA
Molecule: messenger RNA, 483 nt
Organism: Vicia villosa (hairy vetch)
Lineage: Eukaryota; Viridiplantae; Streptophyta; Magnoliopsida; Fabales; Fabaceae
Exons: 1
Coding region: 1-483 (160 amino acids)
Source: RefSeq, a predicted model, not a curated record